Messenger RNA from Pogona vitticeps (central bearded dragon), 3257 nucleotides. RefSeq names its product regulator of calcineurin 1 (gene RCAN1). Gene Ontology annotation, molecular function: nucleic acid binding; calcium-dependent protein serine/threonine phosphatase regulator activity. Gene Ontology annotation, cellular component: nucleus; cytoplasm. The record is from RefSeq and is a predicted model, not a curated record. Gene Ontology annotation, biological process: calcium-mediated signaling. NCBI's taxonomy places the organism in Eukaryota, Metazoa, Chordata, Lepidosauria, Squamata, Agamidae.
GGAGGGGAGGGGGUGACGCUGCCUCACUCCCGUGUCUUGUCUGUUGCUUCCUCGCUCAACGCCUCAGCCGGGCCAGAGAGCCAGGGCGCUCCGGGCGGGUCGAGUUACCACCCCCGUCUCCUCCCCCUCAGCCCGGCAUGGAGGAACGGGGGGGCGGCAGGAAGAGACUGGAGAGGCGCUGCGAAGGCGAAGAGCGUGAAAGGGCAGCGACCACCGCGGCAGAGGAAGCGGCGGCGACGACAGCCGUUACGACACCCCAAGGCAGGAAGGAGGCUGAGGAGGAGCUUCAGGACCUGGACUGGAGCUUCGUCGACAUGGAGACGACGAUGUCGCUGCACGACCUGCCCAACGCGCUUAUCGCUUGCAACCUGCCUUUGGCCGUCUUCUUCGCCGAUGGGCCCUGCAGGACUAGAUUUGAAGCCCUCUUUAGAGCUCAUGACCAAGAUGUCACCUUUCAGUAUUUUAAGAGUUUUAAACGAAUAAGGAUAAACUUCAGCAAUCCUUUAUUAGCUGCUGAUGCUAAAAUUCGAUUAAAUAAAACAGAAUUUCUUGGAAAAGAACUAAAACUGUUUUUCGCCCAGUCUUUGCAUAUUGGACGUUCACACUUAGCACCACCAGAUCCAGAAAAACAGUUCUUGAUUUCACCUCCAUCUUCUCCUCCUGUUGGCUGGAGACAAUCAGAUGAUGCCACACCUGCCAUUAAUUAUGAUCUUUUGUAUGCAAUCUCCAAACUUGGACCAGGGGACCAGUAUGAACUUCAUGCUGCAACUGAUACUACUCCCAGUGUUGUAGUACAUGUGUGUGAAACUGAUGAUGAACUUGAAGAACAAGAAGAGGCAGAAGCAGCCAAGAAACCAAAACCAAAAAUUAUUCAAACCAGGAGGCCAGACUAUACACCCUCUCACCGAAGCUGAACUUUGUAGAGCUUUCAGUUGCUCUAAACUGGCAUGCUGAAAGGAGACAUUGAAGAAAUGGCAGGUCACAAAUUUUAUGACAUUAGAAGUGAAACAAAAACUAAUGUAAAGACACUUUAAGAAAGGGGAAUGUCUUCAUAUAUUUGUAUGUGAAUGCUGCACGUUGGCUAACAGGACAAAUUACAACAUGAACUUUCUGAAAUCUUGGAGAGGAACUAAACAUGGUAGCCCUAGGGAGAAAAUAUAUACUGUUUGCAUUAAGGGGUUUUUCAGAUACUCUAGAUUUCUGUUACAAAGAAGCUGGGGAUACCUUCCCUGUUUAUGUGUAUGUCCUAUGAUAAAUUUCUGUAAUUCAUAGGUUAGACAACAUAGCUGCAGUUCUAAAAUGUACACAUUGGUAAUUAUAUCCCACUGGAAUCAGUGGGGCAUACAAGUUAAGUGUGUUUAAAGCGGCAGCUUGUAUUUGGUAUACAAUGAUAAAGAUGUAGUUUUAAAGAUGAAGUAUGAAAUUGUUAAUCAUUUUUCAUAUUAGAUUCAGUGCAUGCAUGUAGAACUUUGAAAGUAAGUAGAACUUUGGAAAUAAGUUUGUUUAACUUUGUCUGUACUUUCUCAUUUUAUACUGUUGAGAAGAAUGAUCUCAAAUACUGAUUUCUCAGCUUUCUGAAUUAUGUUUGUAUAGGCAUUCAUUUUUCAGUGGGAACAUAUUUAUAGUAAAACACUAAGUUUGGUGCAAUAUCCAUUUUUAAUGUUAACUGCCAAUUUAUGGUUUAUCUAAAAAACUAUGGAAUACUUACAUACAUUUAAAAUGGAUGGAUAAUUUAAAAUUAUUCUAAAUGAAAUUAUUUAUGUUGGUUUAAACCAUCUUAACUACUUGAUUGAUCAGACGUGCAGGCAAUCUGCAGGUGAAUGUUGUUGAAUUCACAACCAUGGGAGACUGUAAACUACUUUCCUAGCCACAAACAUGUACAAGUAUAACUGUUGUUGUUUAAUGUUGUUAAUGGUGCGUAAGCACAUUUAGUAUGUAAACAAAUGUGGGCUGUGGCAUUUGAGAAGAAUGGAGUGCCUUUUUUCUCAUGAAUUUCAGGUGGGAUUGUUGCACUAGCUGAGAACUUUAACUUUUUUAAUUGAAAGAAUGUUUUAUGGAACUGUUUUCUGUUUAAGCAUCAUCAACCAAGAUACAGUCCCCAGUAUUAGAUGCAAAGCCACAAGUAUCCUUUUAGUGCUUUGCUGUAGGAGCUGUUGGCUAUUUCCAAAGGCCAGCAGCAAAUGGUGUUCAAACACUUUUUGUGUCGUAUUCUCAAAAAAGACUUAUGCCCAUUUAACAUCCCAUUUCUCAUAUUUUUUUUAAAAAAACUUCCUUUUGAAUGGAUUCUUGAUUAAGAUACUUUUGAGAAAUAAAUACACUUCUCAAGUUGUCGUAGCUAAGUUAAGAAGUUUCUCUUUAAAAAAAAUGAGGUAUGUCAUGCUCCUUGAAUAUUUAUUUUAUUUUAUUUUAUUUUGAGGGAGAGAGGAAAGUGGGUUAUUUACUUAGAGAUGUCAGUAGGAGCUCUGUUUCAAAAGAAAAAGAAUUUUAAAGAGAUUCUUUCCACUAAAUGGUCUACCAUCCUUCUUGGAACAUCCUUCUUGAUGCAGUAUAAAUAGCUAUACUGUAUAAAGUCAGCAGUACAGAAUGUAUUCUAUUUCUAAUAUUCUAGCUUUGCCCAAGCUGUGUGUUUAAAAGCUAUGAGGCUAAUACUUUAACCACAGCAAAUGGAGGAACAAUAUAUAUUUUGUUUUCUAUACAAUGAUAGUAAAAGCCCUAUGGAUUCAGAAUAUUCUGAUUUGUAUUAAAGAAACACUUAAGGCUAUGUAGUCCUUUCAUUGAAGAUGUCCUCUGCACUUGUUUCUGUGUUUCCUUUUAAAACACAGCUGCAGACCUUGGUUAAAUUAGUUCCCCUUCCCACACUCUGUGGCCUAUUCCUAUAUUUUCACUGUUGUAAAAAUCCAGUCCACAAAUGAAUUAAGUUGGAAGACUACAGUAUUUAAAAUAUCUUACAUUUGCACAUUAAGUACUGCUAAGCUAAUUGGGUUUUAAUUCAGGGAUAACUAUUUUUAAAUUACCACCCUUCAAACAGGUCUCCUUAAAUUCCAUUGCUAUCAAAGAUUAAAGCUGUCUGAUUGUGUCCAUAAAAUCACAGUCUUAGCCCAUCUGAAUUCUAAUGGGCUAAAUCAGCUUGAACUUUGAUAUUUUAGCUGGACUGCUAUAGGAUUUUAAUAGUAACUGUACAGCUACUACUUGAUUGCUUUAUUCUAAGUAGAGAAUACAAGAAAAACAAGCAGAAUAUUGUAUUUAAAAAGCAAAAA